This is a messenger RNA of Neurospora crassa OR74A, 903 nucleotides long. RefSeq lists its product as hypothetical. NCBI's taxonomy places the organism in Eukaryota, Fungi, Ascomycota, Sordariomycetes, Sordariales, Sordariaceae. The record is from RefSeq and is a predicted model, not a curated record. Gene Ontology annotation, cellular component: mitochondrion. Gene Ontology annotation, biological process: negative regulation of ATP-dependent activity. The transcript is spliced from 4 exons. Gene Ontology annotation, molecular function: ATPase inhibitor activity. The coding region runs from base 223 to 510 and encodes 95 amino acids.
ACGACAUUCGCUGGAGAACAGAACCGAGCUUCGACGUCCCUGCGGACCCGAGAAGCUCCAUCCCCGUCCCCGAACUCCAGUCUCCAGUUUUCGUCAGGUCAUCCCAAGCAAGUGUACACUACGCAAUUGGAUCACCAUCGCCUACACAACGUAAUCGCAUUGACAACUAACUCGACGAUUCAAUAGAAAAAGUCCAACCAAACCACCAAACCAACCAUCAAGAUGCUCCGCACCACCGUCUCCAAGCUCGCUCGCCCUACCGUUUCCAGGGCGUUUGCGACCACCUCCCGCGCUCUCGCCGGUGAGACUGGUGCUCCCCCAAAGACCGGCGGCCCAGGUGACGCUUUCCAGCGCCGCGAGAAGGCCAACGAGGAUUUCGCUAUCCGCCAGCGCGAGAAGGAGAAGCUCCUCGAGCUCAAGAAGAAGCUCGCCGAGCAGCAGAAGCACCUCAAGACUCUUUCUGAUCACAUUGACGAGAUCACCAGGGAGCAGGGCGGCGAGCGCAACUAAACGAACAACAAGCAACAAUAACAACCCAUAAACAUAUUUUUUUUUCUUCUUCCUCUGCUUAUUAUCAUUCCCUCUCGCGACGUCCCAUCGCUACACACGCCACUACGCCUACGCAGUAUGAAUGCAAUGAAAUGAGAAGGGGCCAAGGAUUUGGGGGGGUUAAGAAAGGAUGGGACUUGGGCUACGGGGACGGACGGCGCGCCGAGGAUGAGUGUCAUCUUACACAUAUCUCAAACUUACCCCUUGUAGCAAUAUAGCGAGCAAAGCCAUGAUCGAUGAUCACAAAAUCACGACCGGGGGACCUAUGGACCUCACAAGUUGCAUCAAUGGGACGAACAAGUGUCUAAAGCAAAACCGUGACAGAACCGAGCUUAUGAGAAAGUCCAAAACGAG